Trichophyton verrucosum HKI 0517 is the source of this 2022-nucleotide messenger RNA. RefSeq lists its product as uncharacterized. Gene Ontology annotation, molecular function: protein kinase activity; ATP binding. Gene Ontology annotation, cellular component: nucleus. Lineage: Eukaryota; Fungi; Ascomycota; Eurotiomycetes; Onygenales; Arthrodermataceae. The transcript is spliced from 6 exons. The coding region runs from base 1 to 2022 and encodes 673 amino acids. The record is from RefSeq and is a predicted model, not a curated record. Gene Ontology annotation, biological process: protein phosphorylation.
AUGUCGACCCCUUCUACUGCUACGGCAACCCAUCCAUCUCACCAGCGUUACGGAUACUCUCGUCAUCAAGUAUACCACCAGCCUAACCCGCAGUCGUUCCCCACCGCGUCAGCGGCGAGCAAUGCGCUUGCAAACUCGUUCAGCUACACGUCCAACCAUCAGUCGACCACCAACGGGCUUUCGCUAGCAUCCACGCCCAAAACGACCGCUCCAGUGCCUUCCAUGGCCUCCUACAGCACGCCCACAGUCCUCCCGACUGCCCACAGCCGGCGGAAACAGCCGGACUGGGGAGAGUUUUAUAAGAACGGCGUCCCCAAGGAGAUAAUUGUUAUUGACGACGACGAUGAUGACGAUAAUACAAACAACGAUCCUGUGCCCGUCUCUGCUUCGGCGGUGACCUCAUCCACCAGAACUGCACCCCGUGUUGCCCCUUCUGCCUCUUCUUCCAACCUGCCGGCAAACAAGAAACGAAGGACCGACGCCAGUUCAGGCGUCGACGUCUACUACGAACGCCCUGCCUACUCUGCCUCCUCCCAAAAGUACGGCGAGGGCUCGUCUGCGGCGCCUUCAAUGUCGACCGACCGCACCGCCUCUAUUCAUACCACCGCUCCCACCUCACUUGGCUCGCAGGCUAGCGGUUCUGCAGCCAACAACGCCUACCUUGAUGAUGUCGCUGUCGGCCAGAAGCGGAAGCGAGUCGUGACACGUAAGGCUGCACGUGAUGAAUUGAAACGAAGAGAACUCGAGACCGUCGGCGAUGCAUUCAGCAGCUAUAUUCCUCCUCCAAAGCCGCCCAUCAAGGCCAAAGAUGUCGUUGUCCCCGUCAUCCGUGAUUACAACGCGAAUAAAAACCAGAAGAUCGACGAUGAAGAUGGACAUUACAUCGUCAACCCGGACACCAAUCUCACCGACAAAUUUCAUUCCCCCCGGCUAGACUCAAUUAUCCGCCUUCUGGGCCAAGGCACAUUUGGCAAGGUUGUGGAGGCAUAUGAUAGACAAAGAAAGACUCGCUGUGCAGUGAAGAUCAUCAGAUCGGUCCAGAAAUACCGCGAUGCCUCUCGGAUCGAACUUCGAGUCCUCUCAACUCUCGCAUCCAACGACGAGACUAAUAGAAACCGGUGUAUCCAUCUUCGGGACUGUUUCGAUUUCAGAAACCAUAUCUGCAUCGUCACCGACUUGCUGGGCCAGAGCGUGUUUGAUUUCCUAAAAGCAAACUCCUUCGUCCCAUUCCCGAGCAGCCAGAUCCAAAACUUCGCUAGACAACUCUUCACCAGCGUUGCCUUUCUACACGAUGUCAACCUUAUACACACCGAUUUGAAACCUGAAAAUAUUCUUCUCGUCAGCAAUGCUUACCAGACGUUUACAUAUAACCGAACCAUCCCAUCUUCCUCUCACACAACCUCGAGGACUGCUCGGCAACGACGUGUCCUGCUCGACAGCGAGAUUCGUCUAAUAGACUUCGGUUCUGCGACUUUCGACGAUGAAUACCAUUCCUCCGUGGUUUCGACUCGGCAUUAUCGUGCCCCUGAGAUUAUUCUCAAUCUUGGAUGGAGCUUCCCCUGCGAUAUCUGGAGUAUAGGCUGUAUCUUGGUCGAGUUCUUCACCGGAGAUGCCCUCUUCCAGACACACGACAACCUCGAGCACCUCGCCAUGAUGGAGAGCGUUUGUGGUGGUAAAAUAGACCCAAAACUUGUCAGACAAGUUCUACAAGGCCGUAACGGACACGGUGCCAAUUCUGCUGCUAAAUAUUUCAACCGCACCAAACUUGACUAUCCAAAUGAAGAUACCUCCAGAGCGUCAAGAAAAUACGUAAAAGCAAUGAAACAACUUCACGAAUUUAUUCCUGCAACAACUUCCUUUAACAAACAAUUCCUUGACCUGCUUCGCCGCAUCUUCGUCUAUGACCCCAAAGUUCGCAUUACUGCCAAAGAGGCCCUCAAGCACCCAUGGUUCAAGGAUACUAUCAUCGAUGAUGGUACUGAGGCAGUCCGUAUCCGCCAGGAGCAGCAGCGUGGGGCCUGA